GGCUGGGCAUGCGCACUAAGAGGAAUGGUUUUUGUCCGUUGAGCGUUCAAUCCACUGUUCUUUUCACGCCGAGACGCAGAGCGCAAUAUUUAUAAUAGUCUAUAAUAAAACACAAAAAGACAGCACAUCUCCAAAAACAUAGAAUUGUAUUUGCCCACACAGGCCUAUUGAUAUCAUGCUAUUAAUGGAGGGUUUAAAUGGGGGUUUACAAUAACAUUGCCCCUCGAGCCUAUUUAAAGUAUACAUGCCUAAACUGAAGAGAAAGAUAAAUGACCUAAUGUUUUUCCUUUUAUAUCAUAAUAAAUAAGAUUAUAUAGACAGAUUCUAGAUCAGAACUUAUAACUCUGAGAUGCUUUGUGGAUACGGGCCCCGAUUCUAGAUCAGAACUCAUAACUCUGAGAUGCUUUGUGGAUACUCCCAGAUAUACUAUGAAAAACAUAUGCGAGAAAGACUAUAUAGGCUUAUGUCCAUAGAAUGAAUAGUAAUCUUUUGUCAUAACCAGCUUGCUCUUCGUUUUCAGAAAGCAGAAUGUAUAGGUUUGUCAAAUUAAAACCCUUAACCCUAAUCUAUAGCCUAACUGAUUGAUUGGAAUGAAUAUAUUUCAUAUGGAAAGUGAACGUAGCUGAAGGCUGAUAAAACCAGGGGACAUUUGAAAGAGCUAUUGAUGAGAAAGGUGCUACUGGGAACCUUUGCUCACUGGUCGUUCUAAACACACGUCAUCCAGUCAUUGGCUUGGGCAUCUCAUUAACAAGUGAAUGGAUGAUGACCUGCCUUGCCACAAGCCUUGAAGACGCAUGUCAAUUUCCUUUAAUGUUCGCGGCUACAUGUUAAAUAUGCGUGGUGCGGGAGGGGUAUAAAAAGCCAAGUUUAUCUCAACCCACAGAGGAAUCUGUCAUCCAAUUUGACCAGCAUGCGUUCAUUAGGCGUUCUAGGUGUAGCACUACAUGCCUCUCUGCUCAUACUGCUUACUCAAGGAAUUCACCAAUCUAGAGAUGGAGUUUAUCACGGGACAUCACGACGCUUUGCUAUAGACCACCGUCCACCUGGAUACCAUCACCUGGCACCGAAGUAUAUGAUGCACCUUUACCGGAAUUACAAGUCAAAUCUCACUCGGCCUAUAGACGUAAUGGAGAAGAGCAUCGCAAAACAAGCAGACACAGUCAAGAGUGUGAUGGCAAAAAGUUUAUUUCACAGAUCCCGACGCUGGACUGCAACCUUUGACCUGACCACGUUAUUGGCCGACGACCGGAUCCAAGCAGCGGAGCUCAGGUUCAGGUUUCCCCGGGCGACGAGGGCUUCCAACAUUACCGUGGAGAUCUACCAUCACCACGACUACCCGUGCAGGCAGACACAGGAGAUCUGCCAGGAACACCAGCUGGUGGGAUAUCUCUCUGUCUCCUCUGUGAUUAACUCCUCUCAGCACUGGAAGGUGUACAACCUCACUGAUCCGCUGUUGAACUGGCUCGGCCAGGAACAGGUUUCCAGGAGCUCAAAAAAGAGGAGAUCACCAAACAAGACAAAGAGAGAUGUGUUCUUCCCCAACCCUGUCCAGUUGGCUGGGUCUAAAACACAGCAGAACCCUGUCCAGUUGGCUGGGUCUAAAACACAGCAGAACCCUGUCCAGUUGGCUGGGUCUAAAACACAGCAGAACCCUGUCCAGUUGGCUGGGUCUAAAACACGGCAGAACCCUGUCCAGUUGGCUGGGUCAAAAACACGGCAGAGUCCGUGUGUGAGCGACAGAGCCUUGCUGGUUGUAUUCUCUCAUACAGGGUCAGAGGAGGGCUCCCAGGCCAAGGCUAGCCUCCUCCACACGGCUGAACAGUCCAAGUUCCUGUCCACCACCGAGCCCAAGAAGAUCCGCAGGCCGAAGAGACACAAGAAAAAAAGGGGCCACUCAGGCCAGAGGGAUCCACCGGACAUGAGAGGUCCAGAGGUGUCCAGCGGAAACAAUGAGAUUGACCUGUCUCUCUGUCGAAGAGUUGAUAUGCAUGUAGACUUCAAUCAGAUAGGCUGGGGGUCCUGGAUCGUCUUCCCAAAGAAGUAUAAUGCCUAUCGAUGUGAGGGGAUCUGUCCAAGUCCUUUGGGAGAAGACUUGAACCCAACAAAUCAUGCUUACAUGCAGAGUCUCCUAAAACACUACCACCCUGAGCGGGUUCCCUCGGUGUGCUGCGCCCCCACCAAGAUGAGUCCUCUAAGCAUGCUGUAUUAUGAGAAUGGAGAAAUGCUGCUUCGCCAUCACGAAGAUAUGGUUGUGGAUGAAUGUGGCUGCCUGUAGCCUCUGUCACAGGAUUUAACCUGACCUUCAGUAAAGAAACGACCGGAGCAAAGCCUUGGGCCGUCUUCUCACAACUGCUUGAGAAUGAGACUAGGCUACCACUCAUCUCCUUUGGAAACACACAACAGAGGGUUCCGGAAACUUUAGAGUGGAAUUUCACUGACAGAACUAUUAUCCAAGAGUCUGUAUCAGAUGGUUGAAAACAAUAAGAAAACACUUUGUUAGUUCUUUGAUUAUUGUGACUGUGCACUCCUCAAGCAGUAUGGCAGAUGUCCUGUAUGUUUAGAAAGCCUAGAUAUAUACAGUAUGGAUUUUCUCUCAGAAUGUGACUGAUUUUAUGUUACUGAUUUUAGGAAUCAGUAAGCGGACCUGCCAUUUCAUUAUAAGUCAUAGGAAAUGGUGUUGUUCACCAUUUAAGCACUGUUUAUACUAUAGUAUACACCUACUGGGUGUAACGGAACAUGGACAUUAUAUUUAUUGUAAAUAAUAAUAAAAUAAAGCUUGGGUAUUUAUGU
Messenger RNA from Salmo salar (Atlantic salmon), 2790 nucleotides. Its product is annotated as nodal homolog 2-A. NCBI's taxonomy places the organism in Eukaryota, Metazoa, Chordata, Actinopteri, Salmoniformes, Salmonidae. The record is from RefSeq and is a predicted model, not a curated record. Gene Ontology annotation, molecular function: growth factor activity; cytokine activity. Gene Ontology annotation, cellular component: extracellular region.